GUGGACUGGGUUCGAGAGCCACGAAGUGCCGGGGAUCCCGCCAGUCUUAUCGCGCGAGGCAGCAGCGUCUUGGCUUUCGAUAAACGCUACAAGGUCUUAACCCUACCACACUCGGCUUUCUCCAUCUUGAUCAUCAAGAAGGUUAACCAAAAGGACGUCGCCAAGUACCGCUGUAGUCUAAGCCAGAGAAGACUGAAGCAUCGGUACAUUUUUCUUAACGUCACAGCAACACAGAUCCAGGUCGAUCGCAGUCCCGCAGAAAACAAGGUCAACGCGGGGUCAAACCUGACGAUGUACUGCCGUGCCACCGGGUACCCGCGCCCCCUGGUGUACUGGACAGGAAGACUGAAGGAUGGUACACCUUACAAGUUCUCUGAUGGAAGGCAGGAGAAGUUUGGAGAUACACUCACGCUGGAAAACCUCAACCCGCGAGAUACGGGCACUUUCACGUGUCACGUGGAGAACUUUGUGGAACCAAUCGAACGCAAGCAUUUUACAGUCACGGUCAGAGAUCUCCCCUGGUAUUUGCACAGUUACCUCCAGGGUUUCAACAUCCGGCAUUUCCUCAGCUCAUGGACGCCCAAGCCUGGGUUCGGAGAGGCGGUUAUGUUACGCUGUGAGACGGCCGGGAUCCCCAAGCCAAAACUCACCUGGUAUAAGGACGGGAAACCAGUCAGGGAGACAUAUGAACUUUCCAUAUUUACUUACACUCCAUCCUAUCGCCCAAACUACGUCAACUCGAGAAUAGAUAUUAAAAACUUUGGUCCCCACCACCAAGGCAAAUACACCUGUAUGUCCAGUAAUGAGAUGGGAUCUAUGGAGAAAUCUAUGACGCUUAUGGGAAAGAAGGAUGUUGUUGGAGGGAAUCAGUUACCGCAAGUUUUGUUGUCCGACUUUCCGACAGACGAUGAAGACAUCGUACGAGGCCUGAAAAAGACGAACAACAACAAACAAGAUGGCGCACCUGACGAAGACGAUGAUGAAGGGAGCGGAAUGGACACUGGACGAAAUUCGUCUUCCAAUGCUCAGAGAAAAUUUGAUUCAAAGCCUAGCUUUCCAAUAACACGAGAUCCUAAUAGUGACAGACGGCCGUUUUACCGUGGUGACAGACGACUGUCAUGGCGCACGUCACGUGCAAGACAAUACCGCGGCCGAGUCCCGCAAAAUGUAAGACACUACAACAGCAGACGAUGGGGCGUGCGGACGUCGGGGAACUGGAGGAAAAGUGGAAGAUCAUCACAAACGCAGACGAACUCUCGUCGCCCAUAAUACAGUUGCUUGUAUACGACAAAAAGAUUCUGUUUUGACAAGAAAAAUGUUCGUAAAUCCUAAAAAGAGCUGUAAAUAGUAAUGAUUUUGGGUUUGCGUGCAUGUCAGUGACUUCUACAUAAUUUGGCUUUUCUAUCACCGAAAAGAUAAAGUUUGAUACUCGUUGCUGUCAUGCACAAGUGAUUUUCAGAUAGAUAGCAUUUGGUAUGUCCAGUUUGGACAAUGAUUAUAACAACUAACCAUUCUAUUCAUCUGUGCCUAAAACCCAAUCACAGUAGAGUCAUUGGCGUAACUAAAGUAAUUGAACGAUGGAUAAAAUAAUUAAGCACUUUUCUUGUCUUUGAAAGAUGCAUAGCGUUUCCGGAGAUAAGGCAAUCAUGACGUCACGUGCUAGCUCCCGAAGAAGAAGAA
Messenger RNA from Lingula anatina, 1680 nucleotides. Its product is annotated as limbic system-associated membrane protein. NCBI's taxonomy places the organism in Eukaryota, Metazoa, Brachiopoda, Lingulata, Lingulida, Lingulidae. Gene Ontology annotation, biological process: homophilic cell-cell adhesion; synapse organization. The record is from RefSeq and is a predicted model, not a curated record. Gene Ontology annotation, cellular component: neuronal cell body; axon; plasma membrane. Gene Ontology annotation, molecular function: axon guidance receptor activity.